UCCUAAUUUAGUUCUGAGUCUUCUGACCAAUGACUAGAAAAUGUGUGGAAAAACUUGGGACACAAGAAUAUUCUGCGAAUAGGGUUGCUCAAAAACCUUGGCGUGUUCUUAUGCUGGCCAUUCCUCAGAUUCUGGCUGAAGCUUUUUUCUUCUGGGGAUUUUCUUCCCAUUUGUCUAGUGGUCUCAAAAGAAGCGUGAAAGCUUUUGUAGCACUGGUUUACUCAAUAAUGGAUCAAAAACUUCAGUUAUUUUUGCUUCUAGUCUUCUCCAAAACUUUCUUUAUCACAGCAGAAAACAGUGACUUUCUUGGCUUAAAGUCACUUGAGUGGAAGAACACACCUCCUAAUUGGAAGGGUUCAGAUCCUUGUGGUAGUGAAUGGGAAGGCAUUGACUGCACAAACUCGCGUGUUACUUCCAUAACAUUAUCAAGCCUGGGGUUGGAAGGUCAGUUGUCCGGAGAGAUCGAUCAGUUAUCUGAACUAGAGGCUUUGGAUCUAUCUUACAACAAGAAACUGACAGGAUUACUCCCAGAAUCAAUUGGGAAUUUGAAGAAACUUUCAAAUUUAAUCUUGGUUGGUUGCGGCUUCUAUGGCCAAAUUCCUGGCACAAUAGGAUCUCUACAGGAGCUCGUCUUUCUGUCCCUAAAUUCCAAUCGCUUCACUGGUCUGAUUCCACCUGCCAUUGGUAAUCUAUCCAAACUGUACUGGCUAGAUCUCGCAGAUAAUAACAUCGAGGGAAUGAUCCCAAUCUCUGAUGGGAAGACACUUGGUCUUGACAUGCUACAUCAUUGCAAGCACUUCCAUCUUGGAAAGAAUAAGCUCACGGGAACUAUUCCGGAGGAGCUUUUCAGCUCAAGCAUGAACUUGAUACAUGUGCUUUUCGACAAUAACGAUCUAACUGGCAGCAUUCCUUCCACUCUUGGACUUGUUCAGACUUUACAAGUGGUGCGUCUUGAUGGGAACAGAUUAAGCGGGGAUGUACCUUCAAACCUCACCAGUCUUACAAAAGUUACUGAGCUGUUCUUGUCCAACAACAAGCUGAGUGGCCCUCUGCCUAACCUCAGCAGCUUAAAUUCCUUAAGUUACCUAGAUAUGAGCAAUAAUACUUUUGAAGAUUCAGAUUUUCCUUCAUGGAUUUCAACCUUAGAGUCUUUGACAACAUUAGUGAUGGGGGACACAAACUUGAAAGGACAAAUUCCAGUUGACCUAUUCAGCCUUCCCAAUCUAGAGACCGUGGUACUAAAGAAGAACAGGCUCAACGGCACUUUGGAAAUUGGCACUUCCUAUAGCAACCGUCUCCGGCUCAUCGAUCUGCAGAGCAAUUUAAUUACUGAGUUUCCUGAUGAUAAAGUGCAUCAUGUUCAGAUAAUACUUGUGGAUAACCCAGUUUGUCUGGAAACAGGAACAACAGCAAGUUACUGCAUAAUCCCAGUUUCCAAAUCUCAUAAUACUAGCUCAAAUGUCACAGAAAAGAACUACUGCUCACCCAAUCUUUGCAGUUCAGAUCAGAAAUUCAGCCCCAACUGCAAAUGUGCUUAUCCAUACACAGGAACUCUAUACUUCCGAGCUCCGUCCUUCUCAGACUUGGAUAACACAACUUACUACAAACUACUUGAGCAGUCCCUAAUGUCCUUCUUUCAAAUGCAUUUAACUGCUGUGGAUUCUGUCUCUUUGAGUAACCCCGACAAAGGUUCCUUUGAGUAUCUUCAUAUAACACUAGAGGUAUUCCCAAGUGGUCGUGAUCAUUUCAAUAGAACUGAAAUUUCACAUAUAGGUUUCGCUCUUAGCAACCAAACUUACAAGCCCCCGAAGUCUUUUGGACCCUACUAUUUUAUUGGUGAUCAAUAUGAAAGCUAUUCAGGUACAGAAGUUCCUUCCAAAUCGAACAAGUCGUCCAAGUUAAGUACCAGCAUCAUCAUUGGAGCAGUUGCUGGUGGUUCUGCCCUUGUGCUUUUAUUACUUCUUGCGGGAGUGUACAGUUUCCGCCAGAGGAGGAGAGCAGAAAGAGCAACUGAGAAGAGCAAUCCUUUUGUGCACUGGGAUUCAAAUGCCACAAGUGGGGGCGUGCCUCAGUUAAAGGGGGCAAGAUGGUUCUCCUUUGAAGAGAUUGAGAAAUGCACCAACAAUUUCUCAGCAGCAAAUGCCAUUGGCUCUGGGGGUUAUGGAAAAGUUUAUCGUGGAACUCUGGCCACCGGUGAAGUGAUUGCCGUCAAAAGACUUCAAAGUGAAUCAAAGCAAGGCAAGAACGAGUUCAAAACCGAGAUUGAACUCCUUUCGCGGGUUCAUCACAAGAAUCUUGUCACCCUUGUUGGAUUUUGUUUUGAGAAAGGUGAACAAAUGUUGAUCUACGAGUAUGCACCAAACGGCAGUUUAAAAGAUAGUCUUACAGAAAAGUCAGGAAUUAGGUUGGACUGGAUGAGAAGACUUAGAGUAGCUCUUGGUACUGCUAGAGGCCUGGCAUAUCUUCACGAGCUUGCGGAUCCUCCAAUAAUACACAGGGACAUUAAGUCAACCAAUGUACUUUUGGAUGAUCGCUUAAACGCAAAAGUUGCCGAUUUUGGUCUCUCCAAACUUAUGGGAGAUGGUGAAAAGGACCAUGUCAGCACUCAAGUCAAAGGGACAAUGGGCUACUUGGAUCCCGAAUAUUACAUGACACAACACCUGAAUGAGAAGAGCGAUGUUUAUAGCUUCGGAGUGCUGAUGUUGGAGCUUAUUACCGCGAGGAAGCCUAUAGAGCAAGGAAAGUACAUUGUGAGAGAAGUAAGGAUGACAAUGGACAAAACUAAAGAUUUGUACAACCUCGACACAUUUCUAGACCCAGCCAUCGGUUUGGGUACAAGAUUGAUCGGUUUUGAAAGAUUUGUGGACUUGGCAAUGAGAUGUGUUGAAGAUGCAAGAGUGGACAGGCCUUCAAUGAGUGAGGUGGUGAAAGAGAUUGAGGCCAUUAUGCAGCAUGCUGGUUUGAACCCGAAUGCGGAUUCAGCAUCCAUUUCUGCAAGCUAUGAGGAGGCAAAUAAACAAGCCCCAAACCAUCCUUAUAGUCAAGAUUCAUUUGAUCAUAGUGGAUCCUUUCCGCAAUGAAAGAUAGAGCCUCAGUAAACUUGUUUUGAACUUGAAUUAUGCAAGUUGGUUGCAGUAAGCAGGAUCUAUCUAUACUGUUUCUGUAUGUAGCAGUUAUUUGUAAGGAAAAUUGUUGUCACAUUUAGAGAGGGGUUUUCGGCGCGGAUCUAAAUAUGUUGUCCAAUAUUCACUGUUCUAAUUGGUGUCUAACUAAUUAAAUCAUACCACAUCGUUUCAUGAUAAGCACCAAAGAAUUAGUUAAAAAGCAAUUCAAAUUUUUACAUGACGUGGUAUGAUUUGAUUGGUUAGACAGUAAUUAAAACACCAAAAUUAGAUAGGAGAUUUGAGUCCUUUCGGCGCUGUUACUUGCAAAAACCAAUAGCGCGGAAAGUACAUCCAUAAAAAUAUUACAUACAU
Molecule: messenger RNA, 3476 nt
Organism: Morus notabilis
Lineage: Eukaryota; Viridiplantae; Streptophyta; Magnoliopsida; Rosales; Moraceae
Product: probable leucine-rich repeat receptor-like protein kinase At5g49770
Exons: 19
Coding region: 30-3080 (1016 amino acids)
Biological process (GO): protein phosphorylation
Molecular function (GO): ATP binding; protein kinase activity; protein binding
Source: RefSeq, a predicted model, not a curated record